Molecule: messenger RNA, 1680 nt
Organism: Ectocarpus siliculosus
Lineage: Eukaryota; Phaeophyceae; Ectocarpales; Ectocarpaceae
Source: the annotation of a GenBank genome assembly
AUGUCGGGAGGGGCGGCGAACGCGUUCUGCUGCGUCCGUCCUCCCGGGCACCACGCCGAGCCGGACAGGGCAAUGGGUUUCUGCUUCUUCAAUAACGCCCCCAUUGGUGCCCUCCACGCGAAGGCGGCGCACGGCAUCGAACGCGUUGCGGUGGUCGACAUCGACGUUCACCACGGGAACGGUACCCAGGCGCUGUUCGAGGAGGACCCCACGACGUUCUACGCCUCCACCCACCAGGGCCCCGAGUUUUAUCCCGGUACCGGGUUCGACGACAUCACGGGGGUUCAGAGCAACAUUGUCAACGUCAGCAUGGGAGACGGAGAAGGUUCCGGUGGAUUCCGCACGGCGUACACGGAGAAGAUUCUGCCCGCUCUGGAAGGGUUUCGACCAGGCCUGAUCGUGAUUUCUGCAGGGUUCGAUGCCCACGUCGACGACCCCCUGGCGGGCAUCACGCUGGACGAGGACGACUACCGCUGGGUCACGGAGAGGAUCUGCGACGUGGCAGAGAGGGUGUGCGGCGGGCGCGUGGUGUCCAUCCUGGAAGGCGGCUACAACCUGCAGGCCAUCUCGGACAGCGCCGUCGCCCACGUCCAUGCGCUUCGACAAGGCGCCGCCGCCGCACCAGCACCAGCACCAGCACCAGCACCAGCACCAGCACCAGCACUAGCACCAGCAACGGGACCAGCAGCAACGAAGGAAACAACACGAGCAGCGGCAGCGAAGAGUCCGGCCGAAGCCCCGCCGUCGGGUAAAAGCAUCGCCAUGAAGGAAGGGGGUUCGAACGGGCCUGGCGUUGGAAGCCCUGGGAGUUCCUCCUUGGUAGAAGAGGUUUCCAGGAACGACGGGGGUAGCAGCGGCGGCGGCGGUGGCGGUAGCGACACCAACGUUGCACCAACGACCGUGCCGACGGCCGCCGCGGCGGCGGCGGCGGCGGCGGCGGGGGUCGCGGAGGCUUCCGCUGACGGCGGUGGAGGACAAGAAGGACAGGGUGUCGUGGGCGAGUCGGAAGGGUGCGACACGUCGUUGGGAGUGAGGCCGGAGGAGCACGAGGAGAUCGACUUGAUGCUCGCCCAGCUGAGCCUCGAAGAUGCCGAUUGACGAGACAGCAGCGGGAAGGAUGCCCCGAAUCCGUUGUAGUGGCAGGGGAAAGCGACAGUGACCACUUUUAGAACGCGGUGUAGGUGUCUUGGAGAGGCAAACACUGGGUGGAGUUGUUUUACAACGACGUUGGUUUUUUAAGCGUUGACACAUGGCAGAGGAGUACAGAGGGGAGGAUGGGUGGUAUUAAUAGUUCUCUUCGUGACCGACCGUCCGUGUGUGUGCGGGGGGAUUUGUUGAUAUACAUAGUAUAUGUGUACCGCAAUGUCUCGUUUGGGAUUUGGAGACUGCGGGCGGUGAAAAAGAAAAGAGGUUGUGUAGCAAUGUGUAGCAACGGGACGACACCUGGAUGUUCGUUAUUUGUGUUGAUGAGUCCUGACGUGCACCGCAGACGUGUUUCGUCGGGGAUGUACUGUAGUGCAUGUAAUGCCUAUGUGGCUUUUACCAAUAGUGUUUAUUACGCAUCAGUCAUUACGAGUCUACUUCUGAAUCUACGCUGCGCACCUUCGGUGGCUCUUGAUUGUCGUUGGGCGUGUGUAGGUCGUCUUGUGAAGAUAGCAACGUGUGUGCAUGGUGAUUUGU